AUGUGGAUCAUUGCAAAAAUCUGCCUGUACUUGUCCUUCAGUUGUAUCUCUGUAGCUUCUAUCUUCAGAUCAGGUCCCUGUCAGCUCCAGGGGCAAUUCAGGCUGAACGGGAUGUUCCAGGAAGGAGAUCUCAUCCUUGGAGGGCUAUUUGAGGUUCACUUCCUCACAGUGUUCCCAGAGCAGAGCUUCAGAACAGAGCCAGAACCACCAUACUGUGAGCAAUUUGAUAUGGCAAGUUUCCAGCAGGCACAGACUAUGGUCUUUGCAAUAGACGAAAUCAAUAGGAAUCCAAACCUGCUUCCGAACAUCACUCUUGGUUAUUAUCUUUAUGACAACUGUGUCAAGUUGAGUGUGGCAUUCAGGGCUGCUAUGGCUCUUGUUAGUGGCACAGAGGAAUCAUUCUCCAGCCUAAACUGCACUGGCCCUCCACCAGUGAUUGCCAUAGUGGGGGACCCUGGAUCUACCCACUCAAUUGCAAUCUCUAGUAUAUUAGGGCUGUUUAGAGUGCCUAUGGUUAGCUACUUCGCAACCUGCUCCUGUUUAAGUGACAGGAAAACAUACCCAUCUUUCUUCAGAACAAUACCCAGUGAUGCUUUCCAGGUGCGGGCUAUGGUUCAGAUCUUAAAGCGUUUUGGAUGGACCUGGGUUGGUCUGCUCUACAGUGAUGAUGACUAUGGAAUCUACGCUGCUCAGUCAUUCCAGAAGGAAAUGCAGCUCUUUGGAGCAUGUGUUGGCUUUUCUGAAAUGCUGCCUCGUGAUAAUAACCAUGAAGAUAUCCAGAGUAUUGUGGAAGUGAUUCAGACUUCAACAGCUAGAGUGGUGGUGGUGUUCUCCACAGAAGCCUAUUUAUUACCACUGAUGGAUGAGGUGGCAUUGAAAAAUGUGACAGGCAGGCAGUGGAUUGCGAGUGAAGCUUGGGCCACCUCUCCUGUGUUUCAUACUCAGCAUCUCCUGCCCUUCCUUGGGGGCACACUGGGCAUUGCAAUAAGGCGUGGGGAGAUCCAGGGCCUUAAAGAAUUUCUGUAUUACCUCCAUCCUGACAGCAAUACAAGGAACAAUAUUGUAAGAAUCUUUUGGGAGAACAUUUUUGGGUGCAGUUUUGAGAUUGGAGGCAGAGAGAGAAAGGUUUGUACAGGGCAAGAAGAUCUGAAAAGCACAAACACAGCAUACACUGAUGUAUCAGGACUGAGGGCCUCUUAUAAUGCAUAUAAAGCUGUUUAUGCUCUAGCCCAUGCACUUCAUGACCUGAUGCAGUGUGAAGAUGGGAGAGGACCAUUUAGUGGAAACAAAUGUGCAGACCAAAUCAACCUACAGCCCUGGCAGGUAGUCCAUUAUCUUCAAAAAGUAAACUUUACCACAGGAUUUGGAGAUCAUGUGUCAUUUGAUGAGAAUGGAGAUGCUCUGGCCAUCUAUGAUGUGAUGAACUGGCAGCCGAGUUCAGAUGGUGCAAUAAGUGUUAGCACAGUUGGUGUGGUGAAUGAAGGGGCUUCAAUGAAGAUGGUGCUCACACUGAAGGAGAAUUCAAUAUUCUGGAACUUUAAAAACAGAAAACCCCCACAGUCUGUGUGUAGUGAGAGCUGCCCCCCAGGCACCAGACAAGUCAGGAGGAAGGGCCUUCCUGUCUGCUGUUUUGAUUGCCUGCCAUGCGCAGAUGGAGAGAUUUCUAACACAACUGAUGCUAUUGAGUGCAAAAUAUGUCCUGAUGAGUUAUGGCCCAAUCCAAAUAAAGAUCAGUGUGUCCCAAAAGAAGAAGAUUUUUUGUCCUUUGAGGAUCCUCUGGGCAUCUCUCUGACCACUGCUUCCCUGCUUGGCACCUGCUUCUGUGCUCUUGUUAUGGUCAUCUUCUCUCAUCAUCGUAACACUCCUGUAGUUCGUGCCAACAAUUCAGAGCUCAGCUUCCUGCUACUUUUGUCACUCAAACUGUGUUUUCUGUGUGUGUUGCUGUUCAUUGGACGACCAAAGUUAUGGACAUGUCAGUUAAGGCAUGCUGCAUUUGGCAUAAGUUUUGUUUUAUGUGUCUCCAGUAUCCUGGUCAAGACUAUGGUGGUAAUAGCCGUGUUUAAAUCAUCUCGGCCUGAGAGUAAAAGUGCCAUGAAAUGGUUUGGGGUAGCUCAACAAAGAGGGACAGUUAUGGCCCUAACCACCCUCCAGAUUGUGAUAUGUACAGUUUGGUUAAGCAUGGCAUCCCCAAAACCCUAUAAAAACAGCCUGUAUAUCUCCUCCAAAGUUGUCUAUGAAUGUGAUAUUGGCUCAGUAGUUGGUUUUUCUCUAUUGCUGGGAUACAUUGGUCUUCUGGCAGCAGUAAGCUUUCUAUUUGCCUUCCUGGCAAGAAACCUUCCAGAUAAUUUUAAUGAAGCCAAAUUUAUUACAUUCAGUAUGUUGAUUUUCUGUGCUGUGUGGAUUACAUUUGUUCCAGCUUAUGUGAGUUCACCAGGAAAAUAUGCAGUGGCUGUGGAGAUAUUUGCAAUUUUAGCUUCCAGUUUUGGAUUACUGGUGGCUAUAUUUGCCCCAAAGUGCUACAUGAUCCUUUUUCAUCCAGAGAGAAACACUAAAAAAUCAAUCAUGGGAAGAGCCACACAAAUUAAAUAGUUUAAACUGACAAUUUAAUAGGGAAUAAUAAACAAAUGUAUGAUGUUAUCAGUUGUUUUCUUCAGAAAUGUAUUAUUUUGGUUGAUCACUGAUCAUUUAAAUAAAAAAAGAGGCAAAUGCAAAGUGUGUGAGCUAAGGUGAAGCCAAUCUGAGCCAGAAGUGAAUGUGGUAAGGAAUACAAACUCUUUUGGGUGAUUCAAUCCAUGCAGUUUUAGUUCAUUUCUAAAGAACUUUUCACAAUAAUUAUUGUUCCAAAGCAGCCUUACAAAAGGUGCACAUUUUUAUUUUACAGAUGAAAUCUGAAAACAUAAGAACUUGUGUAUAGAGUGGUCAUUAUAUAUAAACAUAGUUAACCUGCAGUCAAAAAAAAAAAAAAAAUACAAUAGUAUAAUACAAUAUACAAUAGUAUAUUGUGUCCUUCCAAAAAAGGUGUUUUCUAUGUGUACAUGUAUAAUGAAAUGUAAAACUAAACCAUAUAGUACAACACCUUAGAUGUCCAGUAGAUGAAUCUUGUGGUCAAAACCACAAGUGGCAAUAUGCAACUGGGCAACAAAGACAGUACUUCAAAAUGACAUAUUUAGGGAGCCUGAAUCUUAUUAUAUUUUUGAUAUCUGUUGUGGACCAGAAUGUGUUAUGGUUCUGGCUAUUCCAUUAAUUAAUCAAGCUCAGUCUUUAGGUUUUAAAGAGCCCCUAUUAUGGGUUUUUGAAAAUAAACUUCCAUGCAGUGUGUAACUGCUCUAAGUGAAUUGAAAUAUUAAGCUAUGGCUUAAAUCUUAACGUAAACCAUGUUUAAAACUAUUGAUUAAUCAGAAUGUGGAAAAUUAAAACCCCCAGCCCUGCCCACAAAAACUUUAGAAAGAAAAAAGAGGAAGACACUGUAGCAGAUACUGGUUGAAUCAAGUCGCAUAGAUGUUGUGCACAAAAGUGUGAUGGAAAGUUUUUUACGCAUGGAUCAGGAAUGUUUGGAAUAAAUUUGUGAAGUAAUUCUGGAGUUAUAUAAAGUCUCAUAUUCCAUUUAUAUUGCAGAAGUUUGAAUCAUGUAUUAACUGUCUGGGUUUGUGCCUUUAGACAGAUACUCUGCCAUUCAUCUUCUGUGAUACUCUCACUCAGAUCUUGACACCAUGCCAACCAUUUAUUGUCUGUAUUUUCUUUGCAAUUAUUGAAGAUUAGUCUGUAAUAAUAAUAAUAAAGAAAUUUGCCCGCCCCCA
Messenger RNA from Danio rerio (zebrafish), 3797 nucleotides. The record is from RefSeq and is a predicted model, not a curated record. NCBI's taxonomy places the organism in Eukaryota, Metazoa, Chordata, Actinopteri, Cypriniformes, Danionidae.